CUCGCUCCAAUUCCUGUGACAACCGACCUCGAUUUCUACGAGCUGGUAGCACGAGAGCAACAUUACACCGAACCUGACAUUCGAUCGCCUUCUCCCGACCCGGCACACUUGUCUCCCCAUGCAGGACAAGUCGUCUUCUGGAGCGCAGGCUCUCGCCCGUGAACUGCUGCUCCAGCCGUCCGCCUUCGAUAACCGUUGGACAGAUCUUUCCGACUGCCACCUUCGCCGCAUCCUCUUCACAUCACUCGCCGCCGGACGCGAAGACAAUCUGCGUCUCUUCUUCCCCAAUGGAACUCCCGUCGACCCCUCCGAGCUGUGGAGCCUGAAGGCGGCGCAAGGUGCUAUAGAGGGCGCAGAAUAUACGGCAAGCGCACGGGGAACUGCAUGUGGUCACAUCUUCAAGGCUGGAGAGAGCACAUACUCCUGCAAAACAUGUGCUGCCGACGACACGUGCGUGCUGUGUUCCAGGUGCUUUGAGAGCAGCCAUCACGAAGGGCACACGGUCACCAUCUCCAUCUCUCCCGGGAACUCUGGCUGCUGCGAUUGUGGAGAUCACGAGGCGUGGAAGCGGGAAGUGAAAUGUUCGAUACACAGCGCAGAUGCAGAGUCAGAGCCCAGGAGUAGUGGCAAGGACAAGCACCGCGCGUCUGACCUGCCAGUGUCGCCAGACGACGUCGUCGAAGCUGUCCGUAUGACCAUCGCUCGCUGCACAGACUACCUUUGCGAUGUAUUUUCGUGUUCUCCAGAACAACUACGGCUGCAAAAAUCGCGCGAGACUAUCAUGCAUGACGAGCAGUCCUCCAGGCUGGGCGGUCUAUACGGCGAGGAGCCACUGGAAGAAGAUCCCGAAUAUGCCCUGGUCCUCUGGAAUGACGAGAAACAUACUGUCGAUGACGUGCAGAACCAAGUUGCGAGAGCUUGCUCCAAGUCCAAGAAGUUUGGCAAGGAAAAGGCGAUUGAAGUUGAUGGCGUUGGCAGAUCAAUCAUCACAUACAGCCGAGACUUGGACGAGCUGAUUAGAAUGUCCGAAAUUAUCGAGCAAUUGAAACUCACCGUGACGAUCAGAUCAGCCCGAGAUACUUUCCGAGAGCAAAUGUGCGCUGCCAUCGUUGCGUGGUUCGCCGACAUCUCGGGAUGUCUCGUGGGCAACGAUCCAAGUCUCCUUCGGAACACCAUCUGCGAGGAAUUUCUCAAGCCAUGGUGGAUGGGGGGCGGUGCUCACAACCGGGACAUUGGCGUGCAUGGCAUUGACGAUCAUGAAGUCGAUGACAAUGAAGUCACUCGCCAGAGAUAUCGCAUGUAUGUGAACCACUUUCGCCAGCCGGGUUUGGUACCUGCUUUGGUUGGCAAUAAUGUGCUUCGGCUAGAAGUCGAUUUGGGCCCUGAUGAGGACGACGAUGAGGAUGAGGAUGAGGACGAAGCGAAUGAUGACGACGACAAUAACAAUAACAACGACGAGGAUGACGAUGAAGAUGAAGAAAUGGACGACGACGACGAUGAUCACGAGACGAAUGAGAUACGCGUACUACGAGCGCGCGCACAGAUCAACAUGGAUGCUGGGGAGAUGGAUAUCGACAUUAUGGAUGAUGCGGAAGAUGGUGCCGAAGUGCUCGAAGCCACACUCGCAGGAUAUCCCCCUCCGCCACCUCCACCAGAUCUUCGAAGUCAGCGCGCUCAAGUUUUGACGCCGCAAGACAGCGAUGACGGUGAAGCAGAGCAGCCUCGGCCGUCCACCAACGAGCCUUUCCCACAUGUGCCCCGUACACCAAGAGCGAAAGUGCCGACGAGAUUACGACCCAGCAAGUACUGGCUGGAGAAACCAGAGGCGUACAAGUCGCAGCGUUCUACAGAGCCCUGCGAAGAUAUCUGGCAGCGUGUGCGGUUAGACUAUCUCAUCCUCUACGAUUUGCGCCUGUGGAAGACGCUUCGAAUCAACCUGCGCCAUCUGUACAUCACUACGGUAGUGACGAUACCACGCUUCAAGCGUAUCAUCGGCUUGCGAAUUGCUGGCCUCUAUACUGCUCUAGCACAGCUAUACCUCAUUGCAGACAGAGAACCAGAUCACUCAAUCAUUAACCUCAGUGUCCAGCUCCUCACUACUCCAUCAGUGACCCAUGAAGUGGUCGAUCGUGGCAACUUCUUGACCAAUUUGAUGGCAAUCCUCUACACAUUUCUCACUACGCGACAGGUCGGUUUCCCUGAAGACGUACACCCCAAAGCAACACUGGCCUUUGACGCCGGGACUGUGACCAAUCGUCGCAUCUUUCACUUCUUCCUCGAUCUGCGCUGGCUAUUUCGAUCUGAGCUCAUCCAUUGGCGUGUGCGAUGUGAGCCGCGCUAUCUCCUCCAAUUCCUGGAUCUUGUCAAGCUCCACCAAGGCGUCUGUCCAAACAUCCGCGCAUUGGGAGAACAUGUCGAGUACGAGUCUGAUACCUGGAUUAGUGCACAGCUCAUCGUCAAGGAUAUCAACAAGUUGUGCAAGGACCUCUCGCUGUCAUUUGCGCCCGACGAGAAAUUUGGGGAUCAAAAUUCGAAUCUGCACCGAGCAAUCCGCGUCGUCGGUCAGGUCACCAUGAUCAACGCUUUCGGAUACGAGAGAAAGCGCUUCUCUGCUGCUGAGUUGAGAGAAGACCUCGCGUGGCAUACUGUUGGUCCAUUCGAGAGCAGUGGCAAGACUUACAGCGUGCCAAAGCUAGUGGUGCAGAGCGAACCGAUGAGCUUCCACCAUCCGCUGCACUACCUCUUGUCGUGGCUCGUGGAGAACGCUCGUGGCAUGGGUCGUUGUGAACUUCGGGUAUUGCUACAUUUCACCCCUGAGGACCUGAAAGACCCGUACAAUCAAAGCAGGACCGCCCCUGCACCCAACAAUCUCACACCCCACGAGCUAUUGAGUGGCAUCUUCGAUCAUCCACUGCGUGUUGUAGUGUGGCUGGCGCAAAUGAAGGCGGGCAUGUGGGUGCGCAACGGCAUCACACUUCGGCAUCAAGCACAUACCUACCGUAGUGUAUCUACUCGCGAUGUUGGCUAUCAACGCGAUAUCUUCAUGAUACAGUCUGCUCUCGUCCUUUGCGGUGCUGGGGACGAGCUCCCUGGUGAGCGCUACCUCGCGCAAAUGGUCGACCGAUUUCAAAUGAAUGGCUGGGUUUCGGGCGACUACAGACUUGUACCGGGCUUCGAAGAACCGCAGCAACUGGACUGUAUUGAAGAAUUUUUCCACACGCUUGUGAUUGCUCUGUCGGAGAGGGGUAACCUGAUCCCAAGCAUCACGGAAGCCGAACAGCACGACAGAGUGCUACAGCAUGAUAUAGCACACGCGCUCUUGUUCAAGCCUCUCUCGUUCUCGGAACUCGCCAGUCGUGUGACCGAGAAGGUGGGUGAGUCGGACGACUUUACUCGUGUACUGGCAAAUAUGACCACCUUCCGCGAGCCCGAAGGUCUCUCGGAUGUAGGGACAUUCCAGCUCAAGCCGGAGUAUGUGGGUAUCGUUGAUCCGUACUACGCUCAUUACUCAAGAAAUUAUCGCGAGGAGGCAGAGCAGAUACUGAAGAAGCACAUUGCGAAGAAGACCGGCAAAAGCAUUGAGGACGUCGUGUACGAACCACAGCUCGAGCCCAUUGAGGAAGGUCUAUUCCAAGAUCUCGCUGCCUUCACUGCCUCGCCCUUAUUCGUGCAGAUCUUGGGUGCUGCCGUGAACUUUGCUGUCAACCUGAAGCACGUUGCGCCCAAGGUGCAAGAGACUCGAGUGGAGACAUUCCUACAUAUGGUGCUCCAUUUGUUGCUAUUAGCUGUGCUGGAAGACAAAACACAGACCGGCGAAGAGGGUGGCUUCAUCAGACUUGCGGUCGAUGCCACCUGGUGCGGACCAAAGCACGGCUCCAGUCGACCCGAGAGCAGUGAGGACGAUCAGCCUAAUUUGGUGACUCUUCUCACGCAGCUGAGUGACAUGGACGAGUAUGCUUCUACUCACCCCGCAGUCAAGAACGUGCUUCGCAAGAUGCAGUCGAAGCGUCCCGACAGGCUUGCACUGGUUGCUAGUGGCCAGCUUGCUCUACUGUUUGAUCGCGCCGAUACUGGCUCGCCUGCAUUGUCUGUAGAGGACAAGGAAAGGAAGAAGCAGGAAGCGAAGGCACGCCAGGCCAAGGUCAUGGCACAAAUGAAGGCGCAGCAGAACAACUUCUUGCAAAACCAAGGUUUGGAGUCUUUCGAUGAUGAAGAUCUUGAUGAUCCAGCCGAGGAUGCCAUGUCUACCACCGACGAUGUUCUUCAUACGCGCAAGACCUGGAAUUUUCCCACUGGCACUUGUAUACUGUGUCAGGAGGAAACUGACGACCAGCGACUCUUUGGCACCUUUGCGUUCUUGGGCGAGAGCAAUAUCUUACGACAAACCCCUGUCGACGAUGAUGAUUAUAUUCAAGAAGUGUUGGACACUCCAGAGAGCCUGGAUGUGUCUGCCGAGCAUCUUCGACCCUUUGGCGUUGCGGGUGAAAACAAGCAAAAGGUGACUAAGGUUGGACCUGAUGGCGUCUCAUACACGACAGAGCGGUCUCGCUUGAGCAAAGGCUUCCCCCAUCAGCCAGAUGGUGUCAAAGGUCCUGUCAGCACGAGUUGUGGUCACAUUAUGCAUUGGCAUUGCUUUGAGCUCUAUCAAGCUGCCACGCAUAGGCGGCACGCUUCCCAGAUUGCUCGAAAUCAUCCCGAGCGAGUCGAGUGUCGGGAAUUCAUUUGCCCUCUCUGCAAGGCUCUCGGCAACACUUUCCUGCCGAUCAUUUGGCAAGCCAAGGAAUGUACCCCCGAGCACGAAGUACAUGCGAAGCCUGACUUCAGAGACUGGCUGGUGGAGACACCGAAUAAGUACCAGGCCAAUCUUGCUUUCCUGGACAAUAUUCUGGCGCCGCAUGCUUACCAGCAGAGAUACCAGGAAGUGUCAGAAGUCUACUCCGACCGCAGCUUCGAGUAUGUCAAUAGCAUGCUGGCACCGAACCUCAUGCAGACUAUGCAGGAGCUCACUUUGAACUCGCCUGUCACAAGUCCAACGAGUGCAGGUGUGCCCAAUCGCCACCCAUUCCGCGCUGCUGCAAAUAUGCUUGGUAGACCAUUUGGAUUAGCCAUGGGCGCUGGAGGUCGAGAGGUUGCAACUGCACCUGGCAGCCAAUUUCAUGCUGGACCUGGCGAUUCAACGGAGCCUGGCGUAGAAACGAACAGAUUGUCCGACGUAUUCAAGGCCUACAAGAGGAUUGACGAUAUGAUCAAGGUGAACCAGCUCUCAAGUACUGACGGCCCCGAUGGUGGCUUGAUGACUGUCAAUCCUGUCGCUGCGUUAUCAAGGGCAUUGGGCAUGAGCGUCAGUGCUUGGGAGAUUGCGCACCGUGGCGUUGAACAUGUUGAACCGUACUCUACCAGCUUGGUCAAGGACAUGUCAGACCAGACCAUGACGCAUCUGAGAAUCUUGUGCGAGACGAUCGAGAGCUACCUUGCGCUGAAUGUGCUCAAGUCUGGAUCGAAUAUCGUGGCACGCGAAACGUUCAAGAAGCGGGACAUCAUUACUGCUCAGCUGUUCGGUACAGAGUCCUUGGACACUAUGAUCAAGCUGCAAAAUGUGUCUGGCAAGUUGCUCCUUCAGGACGACAUCUUUUUGUUCUUCUCGGACUGGCUAAGCUUCAUGGGACCCAAUGUCGCAGAAGCGUCGAAUAUCUUACAAGUAUGCCUGUGGGCCGAGAUUGUCAAGGUGGUGUAUGUCUAUGGAUCCAUUGUUUCAGACGAGCAGCGUUCAUUGAAGGACAACGGCGCAUAUGCAAUGGACGCUGAGAAGUUGCUGACUUGGAAAUUUGUCCUUGCCAAGAUGUUCUCUGACGAAGACCACACGCGUGAUCCCGAAGACGUCAAGGACAGCACAGCGACACUCUUGCGUGCCUUGGUCGACAAGUACGCCCUCGCUUUUCUGCGAAAGUGCACUGUGCUCAUAGCGGUCCGUUACGGCCUCGACUUCGACUGUCCUUUCACCCUCGACCCCGAACUGCCUGAGAUAACACGUCUAGUGUCGCUCUUGCACAUGCCUACUAUCGACGAAAUGUGCCAGCUCUUCGCAAAUGACUCCUUGGCAGGGCACACUCUUCAACUCCUCACCCAUCGCUGGCUCGAGCAAGCUAGCCAUGACCAGCCCCGAGACUCCACCGAUCCGAUAUAUUGGAGUGGCGUUCGUUACUCCGACGAGUCUCUGUCCGCUCUCGGAACACCUUAUCGGCUUCCACUGACAGCCCGGCGUCGACACGUCACUCUCCCACACCCCAGCAUCCUCGAGCUCGUCGGUCUCCCCCAAUCAUACGAUACUCUGACCGAGGAAGCCACCAAAUGCAAAUGCCCGACGACGGGCAAAGACAUCGUCGACGCCACACUAUGUCUCCAGUGUGGCGAAAUAUUCUGCUCGCAAGCCGUGUGUUGUCUCAAAGACAAGACGUUUGGUGGCUGUUACCAACACAUGAUCCGACAUGGAAUGCGCACGGGCCAAUUCAUCAACAUUCGAAAAUGCAUGGUGCUCUUUUUGCACGUGCGAGGCGGCCACAACAACAAUCGCGGUGCUGGUGGAAUCAAGGCUUCUUCCUUUGCCGGUGGUGGCGGAUUCCUGGGAGCCGAUGGAAGCAUCCUGGAUGGGCGAGUGAGUAGUGGAUGCUUCACGUUUGCGCCGUAUUUGGACCGGUGGGGUGAGCCGGACCAUGGAUUGCGGAGACAUCAGAGGUUGUAUUUGAGCACCAAGCGAUAUGAGAAGUUGGUUCGGGAGGUAUGGGUGGGUGGCAUGACGCAGACGGUGGUGAGUAGGAAGUUGGAAGGGGAUGUGAAUCCUGGAGGAUGGGAGACGUUGUGACCACACAUCAUGAAGUGGAGUACAGUACACAGAGAGAGAGAGAGAGA
Sphaerulina musiva SO2202 is the source of this 6906-nucleotide messenger RNA. RefSeq lists its product as uncharacterized. Gene Ontology annotation, molecular function: ubiquitin protein ligase activity; zinc ion binding. Gene Ontology annotation, biological process: protein ubiquitination; ubiquitin-dependent protein catabolic process via the N-end rule pathway. The record is from RefSeq and is a predicted model, not a curated record. Bases 119 to 6859 code for a protein of 2246 amino acids. Gene Ontology annotation, cellular component: cytoplasm; ubiquitin ligase complex. NCBI's taxonomy places the organism in Eukaryota, Fungi, Ascomycota, Dothideomycetes, Mycosphaerellales, Mycosphaerellaceae. The transcript has 4 exons.